GGGGGCAUUGGGAUUGAUCGGGAUGUUUCCAUCAUGGCGGCAUCCAUUUCAGGUUACACUUUUAGUUCUGUGUGUUAUCACAGCGGCAACAGCAAUUCAGAUCAUGAGGGAUUCCUAUUAGGAGAUGUAAGGCAAGAAGAGACUGUCAGCAUCAGUGACACACAGAUCAGCACUGCAGAGUUGAUCCAGGUAGUAGAAAUUCAUAACCAUGAUCCUUGUGCACAGUUAUUUAGCUUUUAUGACUACGCAGGCAAACUCAAUGAAGAAAAUCUCAACAGCAUUCUUAAAGACAGGCGGAAAAACGUUAUUGGUUGGUAUCGGUUCCGGAGGAACACGCAGCAGCAGAUGUCGUUUAGGGAACAGAUCAUCCACAAACAGCUGACUGAGCUGCUUGGUGUGCCCGACCUCGUCUUCCUCCUUUUCAGCUUCAUCUCCACCGCCAACAGCUCCACACACGCACUGGAGUAUGUGCUCUUCAGACCCAACCGCAGAAGUUACAACCAGAGGAUCACCCUCACAAUCCCAAACCUUGGGAACACAAGCCAGCAGGAAUACAAAGUCUCAUCAGUGCCCAACACCUCAACCAACUACACCCAGGUCAUCAAAGAGCACGGGGCCGAAUUCUUUGACAAAGAUGGUGUCAUGAAGGAUAUCCGAACAAUAUACCAAGUCUACAGUGCACUGCAAGAUAAAGUGCAGGCCGUGUGUGGGGAAGUGGAACAAAGUGAGCGUGUGAAAGAGAAAAUUCAAGAGGACGUCAACAAACUCAAACAACAAAUUGCUCUCAGGAAACGCAAGGCGGCCGAAGAGGAGAGAAGGCUCCUUGAGGCCCAGAAUGUGGAUUCCCAAGCCACUCCAGAUGAGAACAAAGAGCCCUCUGAGACUUCCCCUCUUUCCAGAAUAACUUUCCACACACCCUCUGCUCCGGAGCGACCCAGUACCUCACCAAACCCGCCGUCCUACUCUGACCUCCUGUCGCAAGGGGUCCCUCUGCUCUCUUCUUCCCCAGCUACCAGUGCCGCUCUACUGCCUCGGCCCCAAGCUGUGGGCUCCCCGGGACACCCCACGCCCGGCCCGCUGGGGACGGGCGUGGGGCUCGCCGCCAGCUCUAACCCCGUUGCCGCUCCCAACACCCCGUACCUUGGCAACGGGGACGGAUCGAGCUCUGACUCGUUAGACAGACAAGCCGCAGGGCAAGAAGAUGACGACGACGAGGACGAAGACGACGAGGACAGUAGCGAAUAUGAGAACCUGGUGAGUGAAGCCGGUCACCUGCCGCUGGGCUCUGCCAGCGUUUUAGUACAAGGCCGGCCGGCCGCCCUCGGCCCGGAUGGCGACGCCCUCGGCUCCCAGACCACAUAGAAACACGCCGCAGGGUGUGUAUGGGACACAAAUAAGUGACGCACCUUGAGAGGUAGGCACCUGAAGCAAUCAAAAAUAGACAAAUAUAGACAAAAGUGCCAGUCCUGAAAGUGAAAGACCUGCACAGUUGGUGUCCCGCUGUGCGUGUUUAUUGUCUUAGUCUGAUCUCCAUUUUAAGGGGAAACUCUGCUAGGCUGUGCAGUCUUAACGGGUGUGUCAUCGGAGGGAGAAGUUGUCUGUUUUCAUUUUUUUCUUUUGGAAUGGGGUCAGUGCGGGUACUUUAGUGUGGAUGUUUUGGCUCCCUGUAAGACAGACCAUGCUACACGCUUUCUUCUGUAUGUUUUUGUUUCACUUCUACCCCACCAACACUGAGCACCCACUCUUGUAUUACCUCUUGCACUAUUUUUUUUUUUGUUGCCUUCUUUUUUGUCAUUUACAAAAAGCAAAGGAAGAAUGUUCUGCAGCCUUCGAACCUUUUAAAAAGAAGUAAAUGUUUGUGACCUUUUUUUUUUUU
This is a messenger RNA of Pungitius pungitius (ninespine stickleback), 1876 nucleotides long. It is a transcript of the gene abraxas2, whose product is annotated as abraxas 2, BRISC complex subunit. Bases 34 to 1362 code for a protein of 442 amino acids. The record is from RefSeq and is a predicted model, not a curated record. Gene Ontology annotation, biological process: mitotic spindle assembly; attachment of spindle microtubules to kinetochore; protein K63-linked deubiquitination. Lineage: Eukaryota; Metazoa; Chordata; Actinopteri; Perciformes; Gasterosteidae. Gene Ontology annotation, molecular function: microtubule binding; polyubiquitin modification-dependent protein binding. The transcript is spliced from 9 exons. Gene Ontology annotation, cellular component: nucleus.